GUGACAUGCACAGAGAAGCAUUAGGAAAAUACGACGGUGACGACUCACGACACGAGCAUCAAAACAAUCUCUACCCUCCCCGUGAUGAGAGAACACAGAACAGUCUGUACCCGCUUGAGCUCGGGCCAAGAGCGCCGAUACACGAUACGGCAGCCGAGCACACUCUUCCCCUUCCUGACCUCCACUUCCUAGCUCGGCCCCGGCUCCGCAUCUAUCUAUCUCUCGCCCUGCCGUCUCCGGAGACCGGAGCUGCUCUCACAUCCCCACGCGCGCGCCCUCGACCCCGACCACGUCCCCCGCCCGCUCGGCGCUCGCACAGAUUCCCUCGUCCGGGGAGCGGCGCUGAGGUCUCGCACCGAUGAGCUCGGGGGCCAUCGGGGCCUCGGAUCCUGGGGGUGGCGAGACGAAGCCGGUGGCGGGCGGUGACGUCACGACGUCGGAAGCUGCGGGCGAGGUGCCUGCUUUCGCCGCCGAUGUGAAAGUGGAGGGGAAAGCUACGUUGGCGACGGAUGUGGAUCGUGAAGGGGGAGAUACGGCGGUGAGCGACCCGCUCUACGCGAACGAGUCAGCUGGUAUGGUUGGUGCCGAAGGCCACGGAGAUGAGCCCGCGGAGGGCCUGGAGGCGGUGAAUGGUGAGGAGGAGAUGCUAGAAGCAGGAGCUCGUGAUCUGCUCACUGAGACGGAGAAGAAUCCGGUUCUUGUGGUACAUGUGCCUGCUGCUGCUGCUGGUGGUGGUUCUGCCAUUCCUGAACAUGCUGAAGCCGAAUCUAACAAAGUUGAAGAUCAUGUAAACGUGGAGCCUGGGACAAAGAAUAAUGAAAGUGAUAAUGGCAUAGCUCAUUUUGAUAAGGAAAUACAGAACAAUGUGCCUGAUGACAUAGAGGAAAGCUCCAAGGAACAUGAAGGUGAUGGAGCACCUGUAGUUGACCAGACAAAUAAUGCAUCUGAAAUGCUCCCACAAACCGGAGAGCAGUUUCCUGAUGUUGAAAAUAGCACGGACAGCAACCUAGAGGCUGCUAGUCUGGGUAGUGUGGAUCAGGGUGCUAGAUACUGCCUGCCUCCUCAUGAUAAAGGCGGGUUUCAAGUUGCUGAUCUUGUCUGGGGUAAAGUGAAAAGUCAUCCUUGGUGGCCUGGUGAAAUUUUUGAUCCAUCAGAUGCAUCUGAAUUGGCUCUGAAACAUCAGAAAAAGGGCAGCCACUUGGUAGCUUAUUUUGGUGACAACACUUUUGCGUGGUGCGAUGAAUCCCAGUUGAAGCCUUUUGUGACAAAUUAUUCACAAAUGGAGAAACAGAGCAGUUCAGAUGCCUUUGUUGGGUCAGUUAAUAAUGCACUUGAAGAACUGUCAAGGCGGAUACUGUCAGGUAUGAGCUGCUCUUGUUUGCCAGAAGAGCUUGCUGAUAAUGGCAUGUCCUAUACAGUUGAUAAUGCUGGGCUCAAGGAUGGAGUUACUUGCUCUGCAGUUAAUCGGCCUGAAAUCUUAAACUGUUUCAGUCCAGAAAACCUUCUUCAUUAUAUUAAGGAGUUAGCUCUAUUUCCUGGCCAAGGAGGUGAUCUGUUGGAGUUAGUUAUAGCAUGUUCUCAACUUACUUCUUUCUAUCGAUCUAAGGGAUGUCCUGAACUUGCAUCAUUUCAAACUGGCGAUGCGUGGGUUGAGGAUGGUCUGGAUUGUACAGACACUUUGUCCACCCAGAAUGUAAUGGUUGAGGAACCUGUGAUUAAUGAAGUGCAUCCUACUCAAGAUAAGCCCAAAAGGGGCAGGGGGAGACCUCGGAAACAAAAACCUGGUGGUGACCAGGUGGUGAUGGAGAAAAGGAGCAUAUCUAAUCAGGUCAAUGAUACUAGCUACAAUGAGAAACAAGUGGGUAUGGACUUUGAUAACUAUGGCAACCUACAGAACAAGAACAAAAGAAACUUUGAAUCAUUUGAAGAUUCAGAGAAGUCAUCAGCUCCAACUGGUGGUAGUUCUUUCAAGAUUGGUGAGUGUAUUCGGCGAGCUGCAAGCCAGCUGACAGGAUCUCCGUCCAUUAUGAAGGCUCAGAAUGCUGCUGAAGGAGAGAAUGGGGAAUUUGAUAUCUUUAGUGAUGAUGCUGGUGAUGAACUUACUGUAGAGAAACGAGCAAAAAGGAGAAGUCUGCACAGGAAUCACACUGCAGAUCCCAAGGAAUUACUAUCACAGCUAUGCUUGGUUGCAACAGAGCCAAUGAAUGGAUAUAAUUUCUCAGUAAUGAUAAUCAGUUACUUCAGUGAUUACAGAAACUAUAUUGUUUCUACUACUACUGAAGCAAACAUCGUUGAUAAAGGUACAUCUAGGAGAGGGAGGAAGAGAAAAGAAGUUUUACCUUCUCCUGAUGUAGAGACAACAGAUCAUAUGCAGGACUCGUAUUGGUCCGGAUUGAGCUUGCAUAAUCACCCAAUCCAUGACCUCAGAAAAGAGAGUCCCACUACAAGGCCAAGACGUAGGCGGAGAUCCUCAAGUCAUGCAUAUGUACCUUUGUCAGAACUUGGGGAGCCAGUACCUAAAAAACAGAUACAAGUGAUGGAAAGAUCUAUCAUCCAUGUUGACGAGAAGAUGAUUGAUGAGUUGAAGCCCACUGCACUUGUUUUGAGCUUUGCCAGGUCAGCUUCUAUUCCUUCAGAAUUGGAUCUUGUUAAGAUGUUCAGUCGCUUUGGUCCACUGAAAGAAAGGGAGGCAGAAGUACACAGGGAAACAAAUACUGUUAAAGUUGUCUUCAAGAAACGUGCCGAUGCUGAAAGGGCUUUUAGCGCUGCUGGCAAGUAUGGCACUUUUGGACCUUCGCUUCGAAGUUACCGUCUUGUCAGUAUGCCAUUUUCUCUAGAGACACAGUCAGCAAACAAUCCUGUGAAACAUCCUGAAAAUCAUGGCAUGGAGAUUCCAGGUUCAAAUCAGUCCGAAGCUCCUAAGGAUUCCAUGGAAGUUGACCUGGUACAGAAAACAGAUGAAGUAGAAGUUGCAGGAGAACCGUCGUCUGAAGAAGUUGAGACUGUGAGGCAAAUAUCUCAAGUGCAAGCUGCAGACAGUACAUUUGUCAGUCAAGACAGGUUUGAUGAAGCUGGAAAUAUUGACGCUGAGCUAAUUGACCAUGUUAAUCAAAUUGGGAAAGCUGCACAAGCUGCAUCUGUAUCUGAAGAGUCACGAGAUGUUGAGCAAGUUUACACUCAAAAGGAAGUGUCAGCCAAUGAUCUACCCACAGAGACAGAAAUCUUAAAUUCUGAUGCUAUAACAAAAGAGUUGCCUCAGAAUGCUCCAGAUAAUGUGGAAACUGAUAUAGUCGAAGAUCCAAAACAGAGUCACAAUUCAAGAGAUAAUGCCGUAUUUGAAGCAGUCAUUGAAGCACCGAGUACUGCACAAGAUCAUACAGAGGAGGAUACUGGGAAUGCAGUUCCAGAAGAGCCCAUGGUAUCUCCUGAGUUACAAAGUCAAACCCCUGGUGAUCUACCCACAGAGACAGAAACCUUACAUUCUGAUGCUAUAUUAAAAAAGUUGCCUCAGAAUGCUCCAGAUAAUAUGCAAACUGAUAUAGCCGAGGAUCCAAAACAGAGUCACAAUUCAGGAGAUAAUGCCGUAUUUGAAGCAGUCACUGAAGCACCGAGUACUGCACAAGAUCAUACUGAGGAUGAUACUGGGAAUGAAGUUCCAGAAGAGCACAUGGUAUCUCUUGAGUUACAAAGUCAAACCCCUGGUGAUCUACCCACAGAGACAGAAACCUUACAUUCUGAUGCUAUAGUAAAAGAGUUGCCUCAUAAUGCUCCAGAUAAUAUGCAAACUGAUAUAGCCGAAGAUCCAAAACAGAGUCACAAUCCAGGAGGUAAUGCCGUAUUUGAUGCAGUCACUGAAGCAAGAAGUACUACACAAGAUCAUACUGAGGAUGAUACUGGGAAUGAAGUUCCAGAAGAGGACAUGGUAUCUCUUGAGUUACAAAGUCAAACCCCUGGUGAUCUACCCACAGAGACAGAAACCUUAUAUUCUGAUGCUAUAGUAAAAGAGUUGCCUCAUAAUGCUCCAGAUAAUCUGCAAACUGAUAUAGCCAGAGAUCCAAAACAGAGUCACAAUCUAGGAGAUAAUGCUGUAUUUGAAGCAGUCACUGAAGCACCAAGUACUGCACAAGAUCAUACUGAGGAUGAUACUGGGAAUGAAGUUCCAGAAGAGCACAUGGUAUCUCCUGAGUUACAAAGUCAAACCCCUGGUGAUCUACCCACAGAGACAGAAACCUUACAUUCUGAUGCUAUGAUAAAAGAGUUGCCUCAGAAUGCUCCAAAUAGUAUGCAAACUGACAUAGCUGAAGAUCCAAAACAGAGUCACAAUCCAGGAGAUAAUGCCGUAUUUGAAGCAGUCACUGAAGCACCAAGUACUGCACAAGAUCAUACUGAGGAUGAUACUGGUAAUAAAGUUCCAGAAGAGCACAUGGUAUCUCUUGAGUUACAAAGUCAAACCCCUGGUGAUCCACCCACAGAGACAGAAACCUUACAUUCUGAUGCUAUAGUAAAAGAGUUGCCUCAUAAUGCUCCAGAUAAUAUGCAAACUGAUAUAGCGGAAGAUCCAAAACAGAGUCACAAUCCAGGAGAUGCUGUAUUUGAAGCAGUCACUGAAGCACCAAGUACUGCACAAGAUCAUACUGAGGAUGAUACUGGGAAUGAAGUUCCAGAAGAGCACAUGGUAUCUCCUGAGUUACAAAGUCAAACCCCUGGUGAUCUACCCACAGAGACAGAAACCUUACAUUCUGAUGCUAUAAUGAAAGAGUUGCCUCAGAUUGCUCCAGAUAAUAUGCAAGUUGAUAUAGCUGAACAUCCAAAUCAGAGUCACAAUUCAGGAGAUAAUGCCGUAUUUGAAGCAGUCGCUGAAGCACCAAGUACUGCACACGAUCAUACUGAGGAUGAUACUGGGAAUGAAGUUCCAGAAGAGGACAUGGUAUCUUCUGAGUUACAAGGUCAAACCCCUGGUGAGAAACUAGUGGGGCAAUCUGCAACUGAACAGAUGGUGGGAUCUGAAGAUCCAAAGCCGCAAGCCGAAAAUUUUGUUGCUGAACCUGUUGUGCUGGGUGCAGUCGGGCAAGUAGAAAUUGAACUGGAAUCCAAAACUACUGUUGAAGUGUCAGGCGAACAAGGCUAUAGUAUUGAGCAGACUGUUCAAGUGGAAGCUCUAAUUGAAGCGUCAGGUGGACAACUUGAGGUGGGAAGGCAAAUUCCAGAAGAUGAAUCUAUUGCUUGUGCAACUACUGAGCACUCUAUGGUUGUCGAUGAAACUGUGGAGGCAAAAGUGGUACUACUCGAUGAGAGUAUAGAGAAUAAUGCUGCUGUCAUAGGAGUAGUCGAGGAGACUGCUGAAGGUGAAACUAAGGAGGAAGCAUCAGACGAGAAGGGAAAAAUAGAAAAUAAUGAAGAUGCUGACAAAUUAGCACCAGCCGGGAAGGGGAAAAUAGAAAAUAAUGAAAUUAUAAUUGACGCACCAGAUGAGAAAACAGAAAAUAAAGCAGAUGCUGACACACCAGCUGGGGAGACCAAAGAAGGUGAAAUUACAGUAGAGGAAACAGAUGAGAAAAUAGAAUCUAAAGUUACUGCUGAACCUGUAAUCGGGGAGACAACUGAAGGUCAAACUGCAGCUGGAGAACCAGUUGAAGAAGCUAGAACAGCUGAGGACAUGGUAGAAGAUGUUAAGGUGCUAGAUGAUAAAUCUACAGCAGCUGAGAAACCUGUAGAGAAUGCCACAGUUGUGGCACAUGAGAAUUCGACUACAGUUGAGAAUACUCUGAAGGAUGCGAUUGUCGCGCCACCAGAUGCAAAUACCACCAACGCCGAAAAAACUGCUAUUGGUGCCACAAUUGAAACACAAAAUGAGGACGCUCCAGCGGAGAGGACUAUAGAGGAUACCUCGGUUGAGGCACCAGAUGUACAAGCAGGUGCAAGUGAGUAAACCAGCUUAGCGAUCCUUUGCAUUCCUGUCAGUUUCUGUUGAUAUCGACGUAGUUUGCUCAACUGAUUCUCUUGUCUAGAUGAUGUGUUCUGUAUAGAAAACCUGGAACCACUUUAGCAUCAUAAGGCUGUUAGGUUUUAAAUAACUUGGGCAUCUAUAUUUUGCCCCUUAUUUUUCCUAUAUAAACUUCAUCUAGUUGUAUUCGAUGCGCACGUGUGAGUUUGUCAUAAACACAAUUUUCUCCUAUAUGUCAGUUCAGUGCUCAGGCGAUCAGUGACUGAGUGGAAGUCUUUGGGCUAUCUACUUGGAUCAAAUGAUUCUGGUACCAUUUGUCGUCUGUAA
Messenger RNA from Zea mays, 6271 nucleotides. RefSeq lists its product as uncharacterized. The coding region runs from base 359 to 5929 and encodes 1856 amino acids. The record is from RefSeq and is a predicted model, not a curated record. The transcript has 4 exons. NCBI's taxonomy places the organism in Eukaryota, Viridiplantae, Streptophyta, Magnoliopsida, Poales, Poaceae.